Penicillium angulare is the source of this 1503-nucleotide messenger RNA. Its product is annotated as purple acid phosphatase family protein. The transcript is spliced from 2 exons. Gene Ontology annotation, molecular function: metal ion binding; acid phosphatase activity. Bases 1 to 1503 code for a protein of 500 amino acids. NCBI's taxonomy places the organism in Eukaryota, Fungi, Ascomycota, Eurotiomycetes, Eurotiales, Aspergillaceae. The record is from RefSeq and is a predicted model, not a curated record.
AUGGUUGGAUCUUUCUCUUUCAUCAAGUCUCUGCCAGUCCUGGCGGCUGGUGCUCUUGCUAGUAUCAGUUACCCAGCUCUUCCAGAUGACUUGACAACUCCUGUUCAACAACGCUUGGCAGUGUACGGCCCUGAUUCCGUCUCUGUUGGUUGGAAUACUUAUGAACAACUGAACCAGAGCUGUGUGGAGUACGGUACAUCAGCGGACGAUUUGAGCUCUCAAACUUGCUCCACUGGCUCAACCACAUAUGCCACUUCGCGGACAUGGUCCAAUGUCGUAAUCCUGAGUGAUCUCACAGCAGCCACCACUUACUACUACAAGAUUGUGUCAACAAAUUCCACAGUGGAUCACUUCCUGAGCCCCCGUACCCCAGGUGACAAGACUCCUUUCAGCAUGGACGUUGUCAUUGACCUUGGUGUUUACGGCACUGAUGGCUUCACCGUCUCUUCUAGCACCACGAAGAGAGACACCAUCCCCAACAUAGAGCCAUCACUUAACCACAGCACCAUCGGUCGCCUCGCCGAUACAGUCGACGACUACGAAAUUGUCAUCCACCCCGGUGAUUUCGGCUACGCAGAUGACUGGUAUCUCAAGCUGCAGAACCUUUUCGACGGCACAGAAGCCUACCAGUCUAUCCUAGAACAAUUCUACGACCAGUUGGCACCCAUUGCCGGACGAAAGCUCUACAUGGCCAGCCCCGGUAACCAUGAAGCGGACUGCUCGGAAAUCCCAUACAUCCUUGAACUGUGCCCAGAAGGUCAGAAGAACUUUACCGAUUUCCUGCAUCGCUUCGAUAAAACCAUGCCUUCUCCUUUCGAUUCAUCUUCCACAAAUACCACAGCACAAGCGCUUGCCAGCAAGGCUCGCAGCCUAGCCCUGCCUCCAUUCUGGUAUUCCUUCGAAUACGGCAUGGCCCACGUCGUGAUGAUCAACACCGAAACCGACUUCACCGAUGCACCCGACGGAACCGAUGGAUCAGCCAAGCUUGACAGUGGCCCCUUCGGUAGCCAGGGCCAACAACUUGAGUUCCUAACAGCCGAUCUUGCAAGUGUUGAUCGCACCGUUACCCCCUGGGUUAUUGUCGCUGGCCACCGUCCGUGGUACUCAACCGGUGGUUCAGACAAUAUCUGCGAUUCAUGCCAGGAUGCAUUCGAGGAACUAUUCUAUACCUACGGCGUAGAUCUUGGAGUGUUUGGACAUGUUCACAACUCCCAACGUUUCACCCCCAUUUACAAUGGGACUGUUGAUGCUGCCAAUUUGACAGAUCCCAAGGCUCCUAUGUAUAUCAUUGCUGGAGGUGCUGGUAACAUUGAAGGUCUUUCGAGUGUCGGAGACGAGCCUUCUUAUACUGAGUUUGCAUAUGCGGAUGAUUGGAGCUACGCUACGCUGAAGCUGCUGGAUGAGCAGAACCUGCAGAUUGAUUUCAUUCGCUCUUCCACUGGUGAGGUUUUGGAUAGCAGUACUCUGUAUAAGUCGCAUAAGACGCAGUUUGUGGUGCAGUAG